Messenger RNA from Staurois parvus, 1620 nucleotides. The record is from the annotation of a GenBank genome assembly. NCBI's taxonomy places the organism in Eukaryota, Metazoa, Chordata, Amphibia, Anura, Ranidae.
AUGGAAGAUCAAGAUACGAAAACUACCAACGGCUCCCACUGUGAAGAAAAUGGCAGUCCUGUCCAACCGGAUUCUGCAAAUUCAGGCGUCAAUGAUGAGAACCAGAAGGUGCUCGUCAAUAGUCCUGGCCCAGAACAAGGAGGCGUGAAGUCGUCAUUAUUAAAAACCAGCCCUGGCAUAGGGAGUAUUAAAAUUAGCAGGAUGAGUCUUUUUAGUUCAUCAGAUUCACAGAUACCCAGCAGUCCUGGUUCUGAGAAUUCAGAAGCUCGGAGAUCUGUGCGUGGAAGUGUAGGAUCUAUGGAUAAUGAUGAUGUCCUCUGUGAUUCAUGUAUCGACGACAAGAAAAAAGCUGUCAAGUCCUGCCUGGUCUGCCAGACAUCUUUCUGUGAACCUCACCUGAAGCCCCAUUUGGAGGGGGCUGCCUUUCGGGACCAUAAGCUGCUGGAUCCCAUCAGAGACUUUGAAGCUCGAAAAUGUCAACUGCAUAGCAAAACGAUGGAGCUGUUUUGUCAAACAGACCAGACAUGCAUCUGUUAUUUGUGCAUGUUCCAAGAACACAAGAACCAUAACACAGUGACAGUGGAGGCUGAAAAGUAUGUCAAGGAGACAGAACUGUCUGAGAUACAGGAUCAGUACCACAUGCAGUUGCUUGAAGUAGAUGAUGAAGUGGAGAGAUGGCAGAAGGAGAAAGAUCGCAUUAGGAAUUUUACAGCCAACCAGAAAUCGGGUGUGGACCACAGCUUCAAAGAUCUCAUAAAAGAACUGCAGAGACAGCAAGAGGAGGUGAAAGCCAGUUUAGAGCAGAAAGAACGUGCAGCUGUUGACCUCAUUGAGCAAAUUGUAAAUGACUUAAAAGUGAAAAAAGAGCAACUUCAAGACAAGCAACAUGAUGGAGAUAAACUGUUACAUACUACAGAUGCAGUGCUCUUCUUACAGGAAUUCCAAAUGGUAAUAAGAAAUGCUCCUCCAAUACCCCCACUACCUACUUAUGCAGUGACUCUGGAAGGAGAAAGGCUGACUCAAGCUAUGGGAGCAAUGAAAGAAGAACUGUUGGGAGUCUGCAAGAAGAAUGUGGAGAAAUACUGUAAACUUGAGGCUAAUAAAAAUCUUGUUGAAAAGAAUGUGGAGAACAGAUACAUGAUGAAGGAUCUGGCAACUAACUGGGCACAACCAAGUGACUCAUAUGGAAGGUUCAGCUCUCUCUUUAAUGUGAAAGCUGGUGGACGACCAUCCUUUCAGCCCUCUUCUGUACACACAUUAGCUGACAGCUCUGCUUCAAGCUUGAACAGCCUCUAUGGAGCCAAAGGAUCACACAGGAUGUUCGACACCUCUUCCUUUACGGCCCAAGAAGAUACUCCCAGCUUCUCCCAACCGAAUUAUUCUCAGAAAGCCACCAGCCAAGUUCCAUCCUACCAAUUUUCAUCCACUGUGACAACCACAGAGACUAAUAGUCAGCAAGAAAACAACCCCUACAACAUGAAUGUGUACCCAAUGAUGACAAGGCACCAACCAGCAAAAGCUUUGCCACAAACAUGGAAAUCCCCAAAACAGAGUCUGCUGGCUCAGCAACGCCCUUUCUAUGUGAACAAGGGAAAUACCACUAACACCGAAUCCCCAUGA